AGCCUUGCGCAUGCGUCUUUGAGCGGUUGUUUCCUGAGGGGAUCCGGGUUCGUCGGUUCUCUCAUGGCUGUCGAGGCGCUACGGGAUGCGGGUGGCGGUUCUCGCGACAGGGGUCUACGGGGCUGAAGAAGUGCUCGCUCGCUCGGGCCUGGCUUGUUCCCGUGCCACCGAGGGAGAUGAGUUGGUUCAACGCCUCGCAGCUCUCCAGCUUCGCCAAGCAAGCUUUGUCGCAAGCGCAGAAGUCGAUCGACCGGGUGUUGGACAUCCAGGCCGAAGAGGAAGAGGAGGGCGAGGGAACUCCUGACAGAAUCUCCCCGCCCAGGCCCGGAGAGGCUGGAACAAAUUCACUUACAAGUGGAGGAUGGGAUACUUCUGCCUGGGGGUUAAAUCCUGAUACAGAGACUCAAAGUCAGCCAAUAUCCUCUCCUACUGCAAUCACCAAACCAGUUAGGAGAACUGUAGUGGAUGAAUCAGAAAACUUCUUCAGUGCCUUUCUCUCACCUACGGAUGUUCAGAGCAUACAGCAAAGCACAGUAGUAUCUAAGCCCCCCACCAAAUCACAGCGACCCAAGGAAGAAGUGAAAAGCACACUACAAGACCCUUUGCAAAGUGACCUGCCAGAGGCAUCUGUAGAAACUGAAACAAAAGACUUCUCUGUAAUUGUACUAGUAGAACUGCAGAAUCUCAGUGAUUCCCAGGAACAGUUAGAAGAAAAUAGCUCAGUAGUUGAUACUGAAGACAAACUUGAUGAAAGUAAAGCUGAAGACACUGAGCAACAAGUGUCUGCUGAGAAUGUCAGUGAGGAAAAAUCCACUGAUGUUGUAAAAUCAGAUUCAGGAAGUGAUGGACCUGUACAUAUGACUGAAAGUCCUGCACAAUCUCUUCCCACAGAGACAAAGAAUGUAGGUUUGGAAAGUAAAGAACGCAAAAGCGAGGACCGGCAAAGCAAUACACCUUCCCCUCCUGUUAGCACUUUCUCCUCAGGGACAUCCACAACUAGUGAUAUUGAAGUUCUAGACCAUGAAAGUGUAAUAAGUGAGAGCUCAGUAAGUUCAAGGCAAGAGGCUGCUGAUUCAAAAGCCAGUCUUCAUCUGAUGCAAACAUCCUUUCAGCUUUUAUCAGCAUCUGCUUGCACAGAAUAUAAUCGUUUGGAUGACUUUCAGAAAUUGACUGAGAGUUGCUGCUCCUCUGAUGCUUUUGAAAGGAUAGACUCAUUUAGUGUGCAAUCACUAGACAGUCGUAGUGUAAGUGAAAUAAACUCAGAUGAUGAAUUAUCAGGCCGGGGAUGCAUUUCAACAUCUGUCUCCAUCAGCCCUCUGACACCAAAAAGUGAUGUUGUUGACCCUGUUAAAAGCAAAUCUGAUCAGAAUGUCAGUGAAACUCUUGCACUGCCUGCAGAUGAAGCAGAAAUGGAGGAAAGUGGACGAAGUGCCACCCCUGUUAACUCUGAGCAGCCGGAUGUUUUGGUUGUUCCUAUACAGACUGCUGAAGAGCAUGCCCCAAAAGAAGAGGUGGUGGUAAUGCAUCACAAUGCUGAAGAGUUGUCCAAUGUAGAGUGUGAAAAAGAAGAACUUUGUAAGAUUAUUGAUUCAUUGACAGAGAAGCUGGAGAUAAGGGAAAAUCGACUAUUAAGUGUCAGUAAAGAGAAGGCAUGCCUCGAAGAAGCUUAUGAUAACCUCAAAGAUGAAAUCUUCAGAAUGAGAGAAGAGAACAGUAGCAUUUCAUCUCUUAAAGAGGAGUUUGCUCAGCGAAUAGCGGAUGCAGAGAAAAAGGUCCAGUUAGCAUGCAAAGAGAGGGAUACAGCUAAGAAGGAAGUAAAGACUUUAAAAGAAGAGCUAGCAAUGAGAUUGAACAGUAAUGAAACUGCUGAGCUACUAAAAGAGAGAGAUGAACAAAUUAAAGGGUUAAUGGAAGAAGGAGAAAAGCUUUCAAAACAGCAGCUGCAAAAUUCCAACAUCAUUAAGAAAUUGAGAGCAAAGGAGAAGGAAAGAGAAAAUACUUAUUCAAAACAGAGUAAAAAAAUUAAGGAAUUAGAAGAGGAAUUACAGCAUCUGAAACAGGUACUGGAUGGCAAAGAAGAAGUUGAAAAACAGCACCGGGAGAGCAUUAAGCAGCUAAAUAGUUUGGUUGAGCGGCAGGAGAAGGACCUUAGCAGACUCCAGAUGGAAGUGGAGGAGCUUGAAGAGAGGAACCGGAGUGUCCAAGCAGCCCUUGAUAAUGCAUAUAGAGAUCUUACAGAUCUUCACAAAGCUAAUGCUACAAAGGACAGUGAAGCACAAGAAGCAGCAUUAAGUAGUGAAAUGAAAGCUAAGGAGGAGCUUGGCGUAGCUUUGGAGAAGGCCCAAGAGGAAGCUCGUCAACAACAAGAAGCUUUAGCAAUUCAGGUGGCAGAUUUAAGACUGGCCCUGCAGCGUGCCGAACAGCAAACAGCUAGAAAGGAAGAUUAUUUGCGCCAAGAAAUUGCUGAGCUCCAAGAGAGACUUCAAGAAGCAGAGACUCGCAAUCAGGAGCUCAGCCAAAGUGUUACCUCUGCUACAAGGCCACUGCUGCGGCAAAUAGAGAACCUACAGGUGACCUUGGGAGCACAGACUGUGUCUUGGGAGAAGCUAGAGAAAAAUCUUUCUGAUAGGCUGGGGGAAUCUCAAACUGCCCUAGCAGCACAGGCGGAAAGAGAACGCGCUGCUACAGAAGAACUUCUUUCCAAUAAAAUCCAGUUAUCUUCUGCUGAAUCACAGAAUAGUCUUCUCAGGCAAGAAAAUAGCCGCCUUCAAGCUCAGCUAGAAGGAGAGAAAACCAGGCUCAAGAAACUAGAGAAUGAAAACAAUCGGUAUGAAGUUGAGCUCGAAAAUCUUAAAGAAGAAUAUGUUAAAACGGUUGAAGAGGCGAAGAAAGAAAAGGCACUGUUAGCUACUCAGUUAGAAAUGGAGAAAAUGAAAGUAGAACAAGAAAAAAAGAAAGCAAUCUUUGCACAAGAAACAGUGAGAGAAAAGGAACGAAAAUUAUUUACUCCAUCAACAACAGAAACAGUCUCAAGUACUCCAACGCUGUCACGUUCAAGCUCUGUAAGUGGGGUUGAUAUGGCAGGGCUCCAGGCCUCCUUCGUAUCUCAGGACGACUCUAAUGAUCAUUCCUUUGGUUCAAUGUCUACAAGUGGGAGCAAUCUUUAUGAUGCAGUGAGAAUGGGAGCAGGUUCAAGUAUUAUCGAAAAUCUGCAGUCACAGUUAAAAUUACGUGAUGGAGAAAUUUCUCACCUACAGCUGGAAAUUGGAAACCUUGAAAGAACUCGAUCAAUAAUGGCAGAAGAGCUGGUAAAAUUAACAAAUCAAAAUGAUGACUUGGAAGAAAAGAUAAAGGAGAUACCCAAGCUACGUACGCAACUAAGGGAUCUGGAUCAGAGAUAUAAUACUAUUCUCCAGAUGUAUGGUGAGAAAGCUGAAGAGGCAGAAGAACUGAGGUUGGACCUUGAAGAUGUGAAAAACAUGUACAAGACUCAGAUUGAUGAACUUCUAAAACAAAGGCAUUGUUAAUUACUGUUGAAGCUGCUGUUUGAAAACAAUGUUGCAUUAAAUUUUGGGGAAAUUAAUGUAAAUUUAGAUGACUUGUAAAGAUUCUGUACUAUAAAGUGAUUAUGCUGUAGAGUUCAUAUGUUGGAAGAAUCAUUAUGUUUUCAUGGUGGGCGACUGUUGACAGUUAAAUUAUUUGUUAAAUAUUUAAAAUAAAUUUUAUAUCCAUGGCUUUAUGUUAACACAUUCUAAAAGGCAGGGCAUCUUACAUCUGUACAGUAGUACAUGAAUUGACAGAUAAUAUUGAAAAAUCAGUCAUCAGGGAGUUCUUAAUUGCAGCUGUAGCAGGAUGUGCCUGCAUAAUUCUACUGAUAGUAAUCUGACAUCCUGAUAUUCAUCUAAAUGGAGGAACAAUAUCACUUAUUAAAUAUAUUGAUUUCAAGUGCAUUAUUUAAACAAAAGGGAUGGGUUCUUUUAAUAUUUAAAAAACAACAACAAAUUAACACUUGGAUUUGUACUAUGAUGCCCUAACCAGGUAGAGUUAAAUACUGUGUUGCCCACAAAGGCAGUUGUUUGCCUUUGUCCCCAAUUAUUUAGAGUGGUUUAUACUGAAAAAGAAACCAUAUUUUCUCCUAUUUAGUAAGUAUUUGGUUCCAUUUCCCCUAUAGGGUUGUAUUCCUAAAGCUUAAUACACUGCCAUUAAGAGGAGGUUGCUUAGCAUCUUUAAUGGCAUUCAGUUAGACAAUGAAGAACUCACUAAUUUUUUUGAGGAAGGAAGGGAACAAGAUGAUUAUUUAUGCUUACAUAUUCAUAUCUGAAAUGGUUGCUCCUUUCCCCCCAUGGUCUCAUUCUUUAAGGGUGCAUGGAUGCACUUUAGUUUAAAAGUGGAUAAAACUGUAGAGGUUUCAAAACUUCUCCAGUAUUUUUUUAAAAAGGUAACUAUCAGAAAAUAGCGAAGAACACCUUCAGUUGCCUUUCCAGAAAUUUAGCCUAAAUGAAGCAGCAAACUUCCAUUGGUAUGAUUCACAGAAGACAUUUGUUCAAAGUACUGUUCUACCUACUGUGAGAAAAAAAAUGGAUCCCAAUAAAUUUAACUUUAAACAGCAGUUCUGAGAAAAGGUAUGGUUAAUACAAUGUCAAAUGUAUCCUCAGCUGCUUCUGUCUCUCUCAAAGUUUGCUUCAGAAAUUGGAAUAGCUGUUUUAAAUAAAACCCUAUCUGCCUACUUGCCAAUUUACUGCUGAUUUCAUAUAUCAUUACUGGAGACAUUUUCCCCAAGCCAAUAUAUCUGCAGAGCCCUUUGAUUCUCCCCGUCAAAAAUGUCCAGCUUGAAAAAAAGCUAUGUUUUGGAUUUCAGUCUGCUUCAGGAGGAGGAGGGUAGGCAAGAAAAUCAGAAUUUGUGGCCAGAAACAGUUGCACCUGUGGAAAAACUCCAGUGUAUCCCAAGCCACUGUGUUGGUGCUGAUGGUUAUUCUAGCAUACACUUCUCCCUGAUAUGCUAGUUUUUCUAUCUAUAGGAAUGUUUAACUUGGUGAAGCACUUGAUCUUAUAAUUCUACAUUCCUGACAGGCCUAACUACCCUGGAUGUGUUAAAAAGAAGUCCCCAUUUUUAGCAUGCAAUAAAACAUGUAGUUUUUUCUAAUAGGGGAAUUCUUUUCCUAAAAAAAGAAAAAGCAGUUGCUAUUGCUAUAUAAAAAACUUCGCUUAUUUGUACCUUCUAGUAUGAGAACAAUUUUAUUUAAAAAUUUAACCCAGUGCUGGAAUAAUUUUGAAACUUUUGCCCAUUCUCACAUACAUGCAGUGUACUGAAAACCAAUAAAAAGGCUGCAAGUGUUGAUUAGUUAUGGAAUCUGAAUUUGGGCUCAGUUUUACCAUGAAACUUCCACUCCUCAUUAACAUGUUAAUCUCUGACAAUCAACAAGUAUGAGUAUUUCUCUUUUGCGGUCUUUAAAGCCACUUGUAAUUGAAAAACACAUUGUUAUCAUUGGUUUGUGCAGGUUCAUUUACGUAAUAUUUUGCCAAGGCCACAUCAGUUAAUCCUUUGUCUCUGUACCGCCAAAAGCACUCACAAGUGUGAGCAUUAUCUUGAUGGUUCCCCUCACAGACAUGUGUGCUUACUGAUCUGCUUUUGGAGUUUUUUGCAUUUGCCAAUAGAUAUGUAAAACUCUUAAAACCGUUUUUGUGCAUCUAGAGCCACAGAUAUAAUCACCUUGUAUUUGCAGAGUAAUGUGCAAAGUGGCCUGCAUAGUACUGGUGUAAGAAGCGAUAUUGCAAGAAAGGAAGGAUUUAAUCCUAGACUGGAGAUGCAUUACUUUUAUUAAACAAAAGAACACAUUUUUUGCAGAACCGCGUAGCUGCACCUAUGGCUGCAUUCAGAUGUCCAGACAAACCUCUGUUCAUGAUGGGCAUUAAAUUUGGCUUGUUUAAUGAACUCCUGUGUUUAUCCCUUCUAGUGUGCAGAAUGUGAAUGGUUUGAGAAACCUUAAACUCCAGUUUACCACAGCAUUCAAAUGCAAGUACAUGGUCAUGUUGGAAUUUUUUCUCCCCAAAUCAAGAAGAAAGCGAACUCUCCUUUGCAUUUGGGCAGUUGAAAUUUGAUUCAAGGCUUCUUUAAUCCGGAAGAUUUCAGUCCUGUUCCAUAUUCAAAGGGAAGAGUAUGUGAGCCCAACAAACAAGCAGAGGUUUUAAUGAAAUCUGAAUAUGGCCUGUAAUUCAGGGGUGGGCGGGCUAAGGCAUAUGAGAAGUAAGGCUGCCUUCUACAGAGCCUUCAACACAUUGUUUAAGAGAUGGUUACAGUACAUAAAAGCUCUUGAAAUAAGAAAAUGGCCUCUGUGCAUUUGGAUUGUGCACAAAAUAAACCAGACCCUUACCUAGUACCAACUGGAAUAUUAUUUGAAUUCUGUUGAAUUAUCUAAAACUAGCUCCAGUUAGUUUAACCUGUUACUGAUGUGUUAACAUGGUUUUCCCUCUUGCUUUACAAGAAAUAGUCUUAAGAGUAUACAUAGUACAUCUUUUAUAAGGGGCUGUAAACUAGUUUAAAUAGAGUAUGUACAUUAAUAACCUAUUACAGAAAUGAGGCUGUUGACUUGAACAAUAAUGUAAAUACUUUAAACGUUUAAAUCUUGGUCUAAAUAAAGUAUUUGAGUUAA
Messenger RNA from Heteronotia binoei (common prickly gecko), 6650 nucleotides. RefSeq names its product TATA element modulatory factor 1 (gene TMF1). The record is from RefSeq and is a predicted model, not a curated record. Bases 177 to 3527 code for a protein of 1116 amino acids. The transcript is spliced from 17 exons. NCBI's taxonomy places the organism in Eukaryota, Metazoa, Chordata, Lepidosauria, Squamata, Gekkonidae. Gene Ontology annotation, cellular component: endoplasmic reticulum; Golgi apparatus.